Messenger RNA from Hordeum vulgare subsp. vulgare (domesticated barley), 621 nucleotides. RefSeq lists its product as uncharacterized. Bases 151 to 396 code for a protein of 81 amino acids. The transcript is spliced from 3 exons. The record is from RefSeq and is a predicted model, not a curated record. NCBI's taxonomy places the organism in Eukaryota, Viridiplantae, Streptophyta, Magnoliopsida, Poales, Poaceae.
AUGGGCUUCUCUUUCCGCUCACACUCUUCUUCGCCUCAGCCACCAAGAUCCAGUCAGUAAUAGGUGCACCUCUCCUCUUGUUCCAGCAUCACCAGAACCACGCCGUCCGGUCCACCCCGAGAGGAGAGCGCAGCCACAGGCCACAGCGGCAUGCCGGCGACGCCGACCAUCAUCGGUGCCCUGCUGGGGCUGGGCACCCAGAUGUACUCCAACGCCCUCCGGAAGCUCCCCUACAUGCGCCAUCCCUGGGAGCAUGUGCUGGGAAUGGGUCUGGGUGUAGUGUUUGUAAACCAACUGGUGAAGUUUGACGAGAAGGUCAAGGUGGACCUUGACAAGAUGCUUGAGCGUGCGAAACACGCCAAUGAGCAGCGCUACUUUGAGGAAGACGACGAUUAGCUAUUCAAAUUUGUUUGGCGACAACCGGGCUUUCUGCAGUUUGCAUUGGUCAGAGAACAUCCAUGUGUAGUUUCUGUAUGAAGACUGUCUCGCGUUUCAUCUGCGGUAGUGUAAUAAACUGAUGUUUUACUAUGCUCGGGUUGUCCGGGAGACCAUUUACGGUACUUGAAUCUGAUUGAUUACCCUCUCUAAAGCAUUUUUAUUCAAGUUCAAAUGAUGACAUCA